GCCCCGAAGAUAAUUAAAGUGCGGAGACAACGCCCGGUCAAAAAAGAUAGCGCAAAUAUUCCGUCAACAAAUAAAACCGGAAAAUAGUAAAGUUAGGCCAAAAGAUCUGAAAUGUGAAACAAAUGAGUGCGGGGACAAAGCCCGCUCAACAAAGUUAAAGAAAAAAUUCGGUCAACGUGUAAAAACAAAAAUAACAAGAAGUGAAACAAAAUAAUCUGAAACAAAUGAGAGCGGAGACAACGCCCUCUCAAAGAUUGGCAACGUGUAAAAACAAAGAAAAAUCUAGUAAUCCCGAGGAUCUUUGAGCGCGGAGAUAAAGCCCAAAAGCCGAAGAAAAGUAAAGGUGGAAGUGAUUAAAGUGACGAAAUAAAUUGGUCCCUGCAGCCGGUCCACAAAUAGAUCGCUGCACACGUACCUUAAAAAACAAACCCCCACAAAUUUUAGUGGCAGCAAACAAAUCCAAAAUCCGUAACACCAAAGCGGACGGCCUUGGGCAGCUUUUGGGCUUGUCCGUCGUGCAAUGUUAUGAAAAGGAAGGUGAGUGAAGAGGUUGAGAAAAAACUCACCCUUCAUAAAAACAAAACCAUUAUGUCCCAAGAAGCCACACAAGCACAGCAUCUUAACAUAGAGCAGACGCCGUCCGUGUCUUCAUCUCAGGCCUCAGACGGAACCUUACGGACGUAUUAUUUUCAGCUCAACCUCAAGACUUGCCAUCGGCCUUGGCUACGGCUCAAGAAUUUGAAGCUAACAACGAUAGGCAUGCUUUUGCGGCACAUUACGCAAGAGCCCCAGAGAACAAAGGUCAGAAACGAAUAGCUUACAGACAGAGUCCGACCAAUAUAAAAAACAAGGAAAUCACCCAUUUUAUAUGCGCGACCAGGGCAACCCACUGAAAAAUAGUCACCAAGGCCUGGACAGGGUCGAAAAAAUGGACGUGGAUCCUUCCUCCUGGAAGUUCCGCCAACCAACAAAUUUUCAAAGGCAGCAGGCCCACUAGCCACGGCAACCCUAGCUAACGGUCUUUUGGUGACCGUUGGUACACUCAAGAGGCCGGCUGGAUCCCACAGAUUCUCUGACCAGCGCAGGCAAAGGGUUAAUCCCCUCGCUCAGGAGGACCCAGACCAAUUCGAACCACAGUAUGAGCAGCUAGCACAGGAGGCACUGGCUGAGAUUGAUGAGCAAAAUAACGCAGGGUACGAUAAUUACAAGGUCAAUUUUUUGAGGAGAGUCCCUGCUCCCGUUCAUCAAAAGAACAGUAGCGGGGAGAACAUCAAAUUUUCUGAUAGACACCGGGGCUGCAAAGAACUACAUCAAACCGCUAAUCGAUCUUCAGCGAAUUUUUCCGGUUCAGGCCCCAUUCAUCGUGAAAUCACUGCACGGCUUUAAUAAAGUCGAGCGACAGUGCCUCCUUACCUUUUUCGGCAUAAUGUGAAGGCAUAAGCCUCCACAACACUGACCACGACACCAUCCCCUGAAGGGACCGCCCCGACGGCUUGUUAUCUAAUUUCAUUAUUAUCUCAGUUCAUUAUCACUAUUAUCCGAUUUUAUUACUUCUAUUAUUAUUAGUAUUACCAAGACAAACAACAAUGAAUCCUUAUUUUCACCCAUUAAAGUAAGAAAUAGGCUAAGAAACCCCAAAACAGUAGGCCUUUUUACUUAGAACUAAGAGAACCAACACGUAAGAGAGACGCACACUACGGCCACGCAGCGAAGAGAGACGCACACCACGGCUAUACGAAGGCGAAGAGAACCAACACGAAAGAGAUACGCUCUUACGCCCACGCAGCCAACGCAAGGAAGAGAACGGCUAUACGCAGACGAAAAGAGACAACAUGAAAGAGAGCGAAGCGGCAGAGAAGCCGCCGAUCGGUCUUACGCCCACGCAGCCGAGGAAAAGAGCCGACGGCGAAGCAGGCAAUACACCCACGCAGCCAUACACCCACGCAGCCGAGGCCGGCAGCCGAAGGCGGCGCAGCAGCGAAGCGGCAGAGAAGCUGCGAAAAGAGAAAAGCCGAGGCCUGGCACGGUCCAACGCGAGCCAAGCUCGGGAGUGAUCUCGGAGGGCUGAGCCAGACCGGUUGUGCGGCGGAAGCCAAAAUAGAUGUGAAAAACUAGCCGUGACCGCGCCGUGUACGCAAUAAGCCGUGUUCACCCGCACGCGGUGAAUAAAACCUGCUGUGACCGCACCCACGCGGUGUGCAAAGGAAGCCACCGAAGUGACGAGGACCCGCCGUGGGAGAACAGGACCCAAAGAAGGGACACAAGGAUCCGACAUGGACAACCCAAGGACGAGCGACGCACAGCCUCUAGAGGCAGAGGAUGGCACGGAGGGGCAUCCUAGGGGUGCGUCGCCGCCCAGCUCAAGGCAACCACGGUCCAACUACAAGCAAGACACCACUCCCCGACCCCGCAAGCAGAACCGGGCAACACCACGCAGCAUGGACCAUCAACAGGAGAACCCAAACGGCCCGAUCCCGGACACCAGCUGGGACGACGGGUGGCACGCCAGACUGCAGGAGUGGGACGCGCAGGAGGAGGCGGCAGCCCCGGAAAGAGGGGAGAAUCCCGAUUGGCAGCCGCUGGACCACGCACCAAUGAAGUGGCUAUCGCCAGUUCCCACCAACCACAACGCCCCGAACCCGGAACCGACGAGCUGCACGGCCCGAGAGGCCGAACCAGGAAACCCGAGCCAACCAAAGGAAGACAGCGACCUGUCAUUGGGCUUGGAAGAGGCAGAGGCGGGCGGACUGCUUACAGCGUUCGAGGAGAUGCCCGAGCUAAACGCGCUGCAGGAGGAGCAGGAAUGGCCAAUCGCCCCAGUCGCCUGGCGGGUAAGCACGCCUGACCGCCGCAUCCCGCAAAGCCUGAGGGAAAACGCCAGCGCUCAGGCAAACGCGGCGCGUCACGGGCGCAGCCGGAUCCGCAUUAUGAUAUUUUUUGUGGCGUUUAUUUCCCCGCUGCAGGCGCGGGAUUUUAAGUAGGGAAAUGAUCCGAAAACAAUAAAGACACCAACCUCAA
Drosophila miranda is the source of this 3018-nucleotide messenger RNA. RefSeq lists its product as uncharacterized. NCBI's taxonomy places the organism in Eukaryota, Metazoa, Arthropoda, Insecta, Diptera, Drosophilidae. The transcript has 2 exons. Bases 2274 to 2981 code for a protein of 235 amino acids. The record is from RefSeq and is a predicted model, not a curated record.